UAGAGAGAGCCCGGUUGGAUAGCGAGCUGGUGAACUGACACAGGUGGGGCCUCUCCGUUCGAAACCGCCAUCUUCCAACACUUGCUGGCUCCCUCGCCCUUCUCUCUGUGUGUUCCCGAAGCAGGCUGUGUCAGUGGGAGUAGGCCCGGCCACUCUCCCGAUCCCCAGGGCCCACGCCGACAGCGAGUGACCCCACCGCGGUGACGAAUGAGUGACGUCGGUCUGUCCCAAUGUCGCUCCGAGACGGCCGGCCCCUGAUCCAAUUGGCUUCCCGCUCAGACACACUGAGCAGCGACGGCCCUGCGCCACCAUUGAGGCCCCGCUAGGAUGAACCAGGACAGCGGUGGGGAGUGUGCCAAGGGACCGGGCGCUCCGUGGCAGAAUUACAAACUGGUGGCUGACCCCACCAUUCGCCGUGUGCCUCAGAAGGUCUACCGCUACGAUGGUGUCCACUUCAGUGUGCCGGACGCUGGAUUCCCGGCCAUUCGGGACGUCAGGGACCCUCGACAGCGACGGAUUUGGACCAAGCACCGAGACAUCUCCCUCCCGGUCCCCAAGUUCAAGUUCGACGAGUACUACGUGGGCUCUGUGCCACUAAAGGAGGUGACCUUCGCCCGGCUCAACGACAACGUGAAGGAGGCGUUCCUGGCGGAGAUGUGCCGCAAAUUCGGUGACAUCGAGGAGAUCGAGAUCCUGUACAACCCCAAGACCCGCAAGCACCUGGGCCUGGCCAAGGUGGUCUUCACCAGCACCCGGGGUGCCAAGGAGACGGUCAAGAACCUGCACAACACCUCGGUGAUGGGCAACGUCAUCCACGCCCUACUGGACAUCAAAG
Messenger RNA from Hemiscyllium ocellatum (epaulette shark), 835 nucleotides. RefSeq names its product histone-lysine N-methyltransferase SETD1A-like. The annotation marks the transcript as partial. The record is from RefSeq and is a predicted model, not a curated record. The transcript has 5 exons. Gene Ontology annotation, cellular component: Set1C/COMPASS complex. Gene Ontology annotation, molecular function: histone H3K4 methyltransferase activity; RNA binding. NCBI's taxonomy places the organism in Eukaryota, Metazoa, Chordata, Chondrichthyes, Orectolobiformes, Hemiscylliidae.